AUGCACCUAGUCACAGGUCGCCUGCAUGUGGUUGAUGCAAAAACAUUUGCUUCCGAGGGGCGUAAUGCAGGAAAAAUUCUUCUUGUUUUCUACGACGAAUGUGGACGGACAGUCCGCUACUGUCGCGAGGAAUUCGACUGGGGAGUGGGAGCCGGAGCUCUGAUCCAUCAGGAGAUGGAUGACAUUUCGCACUGGGAGACAGCGCGUAUAGGCCCUGCCUAUAGGCCCGGAGGACCCUUGGGACCACGGGAGAGUAGUGACGAAGUCAGCGACUAG
Messenger RNA from Penicillium chermesinum, 276 nucleotides. RefSeq lists its product as uncharacterized. NCBI's taxonomy places the organism in Eukaryota, Fungi, Ascomycota, Eurotiomycetes, Eurotiales, Aspergillaceae. The transcript has a single exon. The record is from RefSeq and is a predicted model, not a curated record. Bases 1 to 276 code for a protein of 91 amino acids.